Lodderomyces jiufengensis is the source of this 870-nucleotide messenger RNA. RefSeq names its product 1-acylglycerol-3-phosphate O-acyltransferase (gene SLC1). Gene Ontology annotation, cellular component: endoplasmic reticulum; membrane. Bases 1 to 870 code for a protein of 289 amino acids. Gene Ontology annotation, molecular function: 1-acylglycerol-3-phosphate O-acyltransferase activity. The record is from RefSeq and is a predicted model, not a curated record. Gene Ontology annotation, biological process: phosphatidic acid biosynthetic process. The transcript has a single exon. NCBI's taxonomy places the organism in Eukaryota, Fungi, Ascomycota, Pichiomycetes, Serinales, Debaryomycetaceae.
AUGGCAUCAACUGACUUUUUAACUCAAGUAAAAUUUUAUUUGAAAUCUAUAAUAUUUGGAUCACUUAUAGCUGGUUGUGCACUUUAUGGAGUAAUAGCUUCUUUAAUUCUUAGACUAAUUGGUAAAGUCGAAUAUGCUCAAUAUACAGUAGCAAGAGCUUUUUAUUACACUUUCAAAUUCUUCCUUGGAGUUGACAUUAAAAUCAAAAAUGAACAUUAUUUAAAAGAUUUACCAGCUAUUGUUAUAUCAAAUCAUCAAUCUGCAUUAGAUAUACAUAUUUUGGGAAGAAUUUUUCAACCAGGAUAUACUGUAACUAGUAAAAAAUCGUUGAAAUAUGUACCAUUUUUAGGUUGGUUCAUGGCAUUAAGUGGAACUUUCUUUUUAGAUAGAGCAAAAUCAACAAAAGCCAAAAAAGUAUUAGACGGUGCAUUGGCAAGUUUAAGAAAAGAAAAAAGAGCAUUGUUCAUGUUUCCAGAAGGUACAAGAUCUGCUUAUGAAUCAUUACAAUUAUUACCAUUUAAAAAGGGAGCAUUUCAUUUAGCAAAACAAGCAAAGAUCCCAAUUAUACCAGUUGUUGUUUCAAAUACUUCCACCAUUUUUAAUUCAAAAAACAAAAUCUUUAAUAGGGGAGAGAUCAACAUUGAAGUGUUACCUCCAGUCUCUACUGCGGAAUUGGAAACAAAUGAAGACGUUUCUAAAUGUUGUGAAGAUGUCAGAAAUGACAUGUUGAAAGUCUUAAAAAAGAAUGGAUUUUCAACAGCACCAGGAGUCAAACCAAAUGAAGAAUAUGUUCCGCCAGAAAAUGAGAAUCCUACUGAUACUGAAGUUGAAGUAAUAAGUGAGGAAACUCCUUUAAUCUCGGGUGAUUAG